AUGAAGUGCAAUGCUUGCUGGGGGGAGUUGGAAGGGCAAGCUAUAUCAACCACCUGUGGUGCAGAGGAUGCCAAGAAAAUACUCAAUAAUGAUGGUGCAUGUCCAAUUUGUGAUCAGGUGCUCUCAAAAAGCCAUAUGAAACCUAUGGAUAUAAAUCCAAGUGACGAUUGGACAAAUAUGGCGAUGGUUGGAAUAUCCCCACAAAUACUUAUGAAGAGUGCGUACAGAAGCGUAAUGUUCUACAUUGGACAAAAGGAACUGGAGAUGCAGUACAAGAUGAACAGAAUUGUCGGUCAAUGUAGGCAAAAGUGUGAACUUAUGCAGGCAAAAUUUACUGAGAAACUGGAAGAAGUCCAUACCGCAUACCAGAAGAUGGCCAAAAGAUGUCAGUUGAUGGAGCAAGAGAAUGAAAACUUGAACAGAGAUAAGCAGGAGCUGCAAGAAAAAUUUGCUGAGAAAUCCAGGCAGAAGAGGAAGCUUGAUGAGAUGUAUGACCAAUUGAGGAAUGAAUAUGAGUCGCUGAAGCGUUCAGCCCUUCAACCUGCAAAUAACUAUUUAGCAAGACCUCAGCCAGACCUGUUCGCAGGUAUGUCCAACAUGAUGGAUGGUGGCAACCAUCUGAGACAAGGAUCGGUUGAUCUUCCUAAAACUCCAGGGCAGAGAGAUGAGGGCUGGGGUCCACCACCAAGGCAACGUCACUCCACCUCCGGUCCCUUUGAGCUGUCUACGGGGUCUCCUGGCCAUGCCAUGGCUCCUCCGGCUGAUAUCAGGCCCAGACAGCAGACACGGCCCGUCCUCGGAGCUACAAUGAACAAUCCAUCCAGCGCCCUGCGAAACUUCAUAAUCUCGCCUGUCAAGCGUCCCCAGGUGUCCCGUAACCGCCAACACAUAUUCACGUAA
This is a messenger RNA of Miscanthus lutarioriparius, 900 nucleotides long. Lineage: Eukaryota; Viridiplantae; Streptophyta; Magnoliopsida; Poales; Poaceae. The record is from the annotation of a GenBank genome assembly.